Molecule: messenger RNA, 785 nt
Organism: Aaosphaeria arxii CBS 175.79
Lineage: Eukaryota; Fungi; Ascomycota; Dothideomycetes; Pleosporales
Exons: 1
Coding region: 264-698 (144 amino acids)
Source: RefSeq, a predicted model, not a curated record
UUUGUCCAGAGUGAGAGGGAGAAAAGGGAAAAUGGUGAUUGUGAGUUCCGGGAGGGGAGGAAGGGAGGGGUGUAUUUGAGUGUGGUAGAAAUGUUACAACAAUUUAAUGUGUACGGUGGAAGAGGAACUAUGAUGAAGAUGGACGAUGGAAACACGAUGCGAGCAGCUCGUAUUAAUGGGAGGGAGGGAGGGAGAGGGACCGACAGAGAGAGAGCGGGAUAGAGUAGGAAGAGUGGUGGGCAUUAACCAUUAACUAGGUAGGUAUGAGGGGCAGGAAUAAGAGGCGUGUAAUGUAUUGUAGGUACUGUAAUGUAUUGAACGAGUACCGCCAGCACUGCCGCCAGCACCCAGCUCUGGAGACGACGGGGGGGUCUAGAAGGCCUAGGCGGUUCCGGCGCUCACACAAGCCUUUGAGAGGAGGGAAGAGAAGGAAAACGAGGUACCAAGUGGUCCAAGUCACUUACCGACAGGAACAGACAAGUGUGAGUGGGUUGGGCAAUACGAGUAUAGCCUUGCCUUGCGCUUUGAUUAUGAUAUGCUUUGAUGCGGAUCCUACGAUAAUACAAGUAACGACAAUUAACCAGGGUGAGGGUGAGGAUGAGGAUCGAUGCACUAUUCCGGGAGGUGGUAGCGCGCUCUGCUUUGCCUUUUUCGGGUCGGGUCGACUCCUCUCGAGGGAAUCAAUGGGUGAAUGGUGAGGCUGUGAUGAAAAUAGAGAAGUAAGAGAGAGAGAGAGAGAGAGAGAGAAUAGAAAAGAAAUGGAGGAAGGGUUACGGGUGGUAGUA